GCGGGCGGGACCGGCGCGGAUGUGGCGAGGCUGCUGAACGCAGGUUCCGCGGUAUGGCGGGGACGGCGUUGAAGAGGCUGAUGGCCGAGUAUAAGCAAUUAACCCUGAAUCCUCCAGAAGGAAUCGUGGCAGGCCCCAUGAAUGAAGAGAAUUUUUUUGAAUGGGAGGCAUUGAUCAUGGGCCCUGAAGACACUUGUUUUGAGUUUGGUGUUUUUCCCGCCAUCCUGAGUUUCCCACUUGACUACCCCUUGAGCCCUCCGAAGAUGAGAUUCACCUGUGAGAUGUUCCAUCCCAACAUCUAUCCUGAUGGCAGAGUCUGCAUCUCCAUCCUGCAUGCUCCAGGUGAUGAUCCCAUGGGUUAUGAGAGCAGUGCCGAGCGGUGGAGCCCAGUGCAGAGUGUGGAGAAGAUCCUGCUUUCUGUUGUGAGCAUGCUGGCAGAGCCCAACGAUGAGAGUGGAGCAAACGUAGAUGCUUCCAAGAUGUGGCGGGAUGACCGGGAGCAGUUCUACAAGAUCGCCAAGCAGAUUGUCCAGAAGUCUCUGGGGCUCUGAGGCUACCCCUGUGCACACUGAGCACUCUGCUCGAGAACCUGUGGCGACAGCGCUGCCAUGCCAACACCAACACAGGCAGUGCAGAGCCACAGCCCCCGUUGUUUCUUCCUUUCCACCCAAGCCAGGCAGCUCCCUAGAUCAUGACUGGGAUAAUGACAGCUGCUGCGCUGCUAAAGACUCCUCCUGCUGUGUUGUGUGCGCACCUCAGGGAGGGCCCAGGCUGUCCUCACUACCUCUCUCAGCCAUGGGGUCCUCACCUCUGCUCCUUCCUGCAGUGCCGAGGGCCUGUCCUGUUGUCUGCCAGGGACUGGAUACUAAUGCUGCUCCCUCUUGGGACAUGGGGCCUUGGAAAAGCAGUGCAGGCCUGUUGUCCCUGCCUCUCAGUUCCCAGGUGUCCCAGGAAGCAUUUUGAGCUUCUUUUGACACUUUGCACUUAGAAGCCUAGGUUGCCUUUGGCAUGGUGACAGAAGCUUGCUAUAUGAGUCACAGAUGUCACCAUAGCCCCUUCCAGGGGAUGCUUUGUAAAUGGGUUCAUGAGAAGAGGGGACAUGGGUCAGCAAGACUGCUGCUUUUUCUGGUUGCAUCCAUGUCUGAGUUAGUGGUGCACACUCGACCGACAGGCGGGACUGUCAGAGCUUUAGUGUGGGUCUCCUGGGGGCCCUGCAUACACACUGCACCAGGGUUAGCUCUUGGAUUAGAUUGUUGUUCGCUGUCAGGGUUGGAGGGAAUCUGCCACUGGGUGCUCAGCAGAGGAGCUCCUUCUGAACUGGAUGGGCUGGGGAGCUGCUAUGGUGCAGGCCAGGGUGGAGGGGGUCUGACAGCAGGACCUGCUGAGCCACAGGGCCCGAGCCGACCCCACAAGCAAUAACAGAUGUGGAGUGCGGUGGAUGCUUGGCCUUUUCUAAACAGGUUACAUUUAAACACGAGUUUCUAUUUUUAAGAUACAGCUUAUCAGGGGGUGUGUGGCCGAUCUCACUGCGCAUUGUCUGCUUCUGUCCCAUGCCCACAUGUCAGUGGCCAGCACUGUGCAUGUUUCAUGGUGUUCAUAGUUCCCAGCCCUGGGGCUCCAGGGGGCACCUGUGGGCACCUUGUGCUUUCCUUCUCGGGGGAGCCCAGUCUGUUUGAAACGCAACAGAGUCUGGUGUUGGGAGGUGCAGGAAGGGGGUUGUACCGAAAUAGUAUUGCAGGCCACUGAGAUGAAGGCCUCUCUGUAAGGAAGUGGUCUGUGUGGGGUGAUGUCCACACACAGAGUGGUCACAGGGCAUGUCGCUGUCCUCAGGCCUCCCUGGCAAGUGCGGGAGGAAGAGAGGCAGUCUCUUUGCAAAACAAAGUAUUUUUAUUCAUUUGUAUUUAUUAAAUGAAAAAAAAUUCUCUGUUGUCCCUCUUCUGAGAUGGACUUUAAUUGCUGUUAAAUAAAAUUGUGUACCUGUC
Messenger RNA from Mus musculus (house mouse), 1982 nucleotides. It is a transcript of the gene Ube2g2, whose product is annotated as ubiquitin-conjugating enzyme E2G 2. The record is from RefSeq and is marked provisional. Gene Ontology annotation, biological process: ERAD pathway; cellular response to interferon-beta; protein K48-linked ubiquitination. Lineage: Eukaryota; Metazoa; Chordata; Mammalia; Rodentia; Muridae. The transcript is spliced from 6 exons. Gene Ontology annotation, cellular component: endoplasmic reticulum; lipid droplet. Gene Ontology annotation, molecular function: ubiquitin-protein transferase activity; ubiquitin conjugating enzyme activity. Bases 54 to 551 code for a protein of 165 amino acids.